AAGUGGUAACGGCCGCUGAUAUUAGCUCCGAGAGUCAGGCGGCUGUCAGUCAGCCGGAGGUCCGCGGCAGUGUCAGACGUGUUAUGGGUAUACUCUCCUAUCACAUCGUAGAACGCACGUGACUCGCGAGGAACGGAAGAGUAAAAGUAUCGCACACGCCGAGUUGCGCGAGCAACGUCGUGGCGAUGCAUAAUACCAGGAUUGUGUACUACAGUGCUUUGUUACUGCUCGCUGCGGUAACAAGUACGAAUUCGACAAAAUGUUCGCGACUCAUAGACGGCGUCACUACUCCUCGUUCCAAUGCCGAGGGCAAAUAUCAUCUUUUCCUGACGCUUUUCAACAGGACCGAAGUUGCAUAUGCAUAUAUGCCGAAUACCCGGUACAGCGUGAUCCUACGAACCGAUGACAGCGAUCAGAUGCAUCGGAAGUUCACGAGAUUCCUCAUAUCUGCCGAAGCCGAAAACGCGAACGAGACGGCUGACGUCGGCGUUUUCGAUCUUCAGGACGACACGAUGACCAAGUUCGCGGAUAAUUGCGCAAAUGCCGUCGUGGAGAUGUCCAAAGUGCACAAAGAGGAAAUAUCUGUACCCUGGACCAGUCCUACCGAAGGUAGCGGUUGCAUAUUUCUCAGAGCGACGGUGAUGGAAACGCCUGAUACAUGGUACAUGGACGACUCAAACUUAGUUCGCAAGAUGUGUCAAGACUCAAAAGCGGAAGCCGAUGAUCAGGGCCCUAUACAACUUGAAUGUUGCGCUUGUGAUGAAGCAAAAUACGAAGUGACUUUCGAAGGAUUGUGGUCGCGAAAUACACACCCCAAAGACUUCCCCAGUAAAGGCUGGCUCAUCCGAUUUUCGGAUGUGAUCGGUGCUUCGCAUUCAGGAGAUUAUCGUUUUUGGCAAUACAAUGGCUUGGCUAGCACGGGAUUGCGUCAGGUGGCUGAGCUCGGUGCAACACGAAAAUUAGAGUCGGAAUUAAAGGAUCAGUCAGAACACAUCAGAACUAUAAUUAAAGCAAGAGGCAUUAGCUAUCCGAAUGUCACUGGAAAAACGUUCGCUGUAUUUCGUGUCGAUCGCAAAAAUCAUUUAAUGAGCUUGGUAUCAAGGAUUGAUCCCUCCCCUGAUUGGCUGGUUGGUGUUGACGGUCUCGAACUUUGUUUACCUAAUUGUUCCUGGAUAGAACACAAAGAGCUGAAUUUGUAUCCUUACGAUGCUGGCACCGAUGAUGGAAUUACAUAUUUGUCACCCGAUUCGCCAACGGAUCCGCAAGAACCGAUUCGACGUAUUACGUCGACGUACCCGAACGACUCGCGAUCGCCCUUUUACGAACCGUCGGGUCUGGACAUGAAACCUCUUGCGAAGCUUUACUUGAACAGACAGAGGUUAUACGAGACAACCUGCGAAGACAUCGGCGAUACGCCGGGUGAUACGGAUGCAACGGAUUCAAAUAAAAAAAAUAAGGCCUGUAGAGUCACGCAUUGGGGGGAAUGGGGCGCAUGUCCAGUCACCUGUGGUAGAGGCACUCAGCUAAGACAACGUCAUUUUCGCGACGAAGCGGCGGCGAAUGCGAACAAGUGCAGCACGCCUCUCACGGAUCGAAAACCAUGUUAUAAUAUACAAAACCCGUACUGCACUACUAACGGUCGUCACGACGGCCUAUUAGAUAGCGAAAAGUGCGUGCUGACCGAAUGGAGCGCGUGGAGUUCGUGCUCGUCGACCUGCGGCAAGGGCCACAAGACGCGAGCCAGGAACUUUCGGCAGAAGAAAUUUCGAAAAAUGUGUAAGGCCGUGCCGAACGGGCCGGAACUUCAACAGUCGAUCGAUUGCGACAACGAGCCGUGCGAGGGCGAGGACAUGGAGGAGGUAAGGCCACGAUUGAAUCAUUUGGACGACGAUGACGAGGAUGAGGACUAUGGCGGUGAGAGGUCGGACGGGAACGGAGAGAUAACCGAGGAAUGGCUGCAGAUCCAUCCAUGGCACCGGCACCCUCACAAAUGUCCCGCAGACCGCUACACACAAUGGUCCAUGUGGUCGCCGUGUAGUUCAAGCUGCGGGCCUGGUGUCAAAUUGAGAUCUAGACUAUUAGCGUACAAAGGUACAUGGAGUGGUUCAGAUAAGGACGAUGGAGAUAGUCAUGAGGAAUGCAAGGUUCAACAGGCAUCGUGUAUAGCCGAAAUUUCGAGCUGCGACUUGUCGAAUGAAGAAGCAGAAAAGAUCUGUAGCGAACCUGUGGAGAAGGGACGUUGCAAUUCAAACAUAUUACGAUUCUAUUUCGACAAGCAAACCAGUCGCUGCCACGUAUUUAGCUACUCCGGAUGUGACGGUAAUCGAAAUAAUUUCUCGACCGACAAGGAUUGCAAUAAUGUCUGCGGUAAUUUCCAAAGAGAAUUGAGGGCGAAUCUUUCGGCGAUCAUGAAAAACUUUAAGGUGUCCCUUAGCAGUGUCCUCAGCUAUCAUAUUCCCGCACAGGAACAGCGCAGCACGAAGGCAAAGCGAGCGCAGCACGAGAAAGAGGAUUUUAAAGGCAUUCAAGCGGGCAGUCAGAUAAUGGAAUCAAGUGAGAGUAAUAAAGUGGACUGUCAAGUUUCGGAAUGGAGUAAAUGGUCGCAUUGCGCGAGCUGUCGUGGAUAUAGCAUGAGUAUUAGAGAGAUUAUGAUUCCAGCCAAAGAUGGCGGUAAAAAGUGUCCGAAGAAGUUACUCCGAAAAAAGAAGUGUCAUAAAAUUCCACCAUGCUCUUUACAAGGUGACGGAACCGGCCGGCGAUAUCAUCGAGACAAAAAUACCGGAACCGAGUACGAAAAUUCGAUAGAUUGCAAAGUGACACCGUGGUCAACAUGGUCAAGAUGCAGUGCGACCUGCGGCGACGCAUUGCGAAGCAGAGUAAGAAGCGUGAUGAUAAAGCCGCGCGGACGCUGGGCUAAACUCUGUCCGGCUUUAGCGGAAUUCAAGAAGUGCCCGAAGGUAGAUUGUCCGCAGUAACGAACGCUCGUUGUCGCGUUUUACUAUUUUCGAGUCGAUAUGCAUAUUGCGAUUUGCACGGCGGUGCAUUUAUUUAAGAUCAAAUGUUGAAAUUUAUAUGACUCUCGUUAGACUGAUUAGUGACGUCUCCCCUCCCUCUUUUCAAAAUUUUAAGUAAUUAAAAUCUCGGAAUGCGUAUAAGAAAGUAGAGAUAAGAAUAAGAAUAACACUGGACGACAGUAAUUUUUUUCUACAGAAGAUUGCCAUUCUGGGAAUGAAAAUGACAAUAGAAAAACUAAUAAAAAUAACGGCAAAAAGAUAGCAGAUAAAAUGACAAAAUUUCAUUGGAAUGGAUAUUACAAUUAAAGAUGUUUUAGAUUUGGAAGAUUGAAGGAAUACUUUCAUCGCACAAUCUAACAAUACAUUCAUCUAAUUUCUGUUUGUAAUUUGCACAUAAAAUCUUAUUUCGUAAAAAUAAAAGAAAAUCAAAAUUUCUAAGUUUAUAAAUUAUUGAAUUAGAAAGAUUAAA
Messenger RNA from Linepithema humile (Argentine ant), 3483 nucleotides. RefSeq names its product spondin-1. Gene Ontology annotation, biological process: cell adhesion. Gene Ontology annotation, molecular function: serine-type endopeptidase inhibitor activity. Gene Ontology annotation, cellular component: extracellular matrix. Lineage: Eukaryota; Metazoa; Arthropoda; Insecta; Hymenoptera; Formicidae. The record is from RefSeq and is a predicted model, not a curated record.